Messenger RNA from Thermochaetoides thermophila DSM 1495, 1581 nucleotides. Its product is annotated as translation initiation factor 4B-like protein. The transcript is spliced from 6 exons. The record is from RefSeq and is a predicted model, not a curated record. Gene Ontology annotation, molecular function: RNA binding. NCBI's taxonomy places the organism in Eukaryota, Fungi, Ascomycota, Sordariomycetes, Sordariales, Chaetomiaceae. The coding region runs from base 1 to 1581 and encodes 526 amino acids.
AUGGCGCCCAAGAAGAAGGAAGUCCAGAAGCUGUCUCUGGGCGACUUCUUGAAUGACACCUCCUUUGGCGGCUCCUGGGCCGAUGAAGUCGAGGACACUUUUGGCACCGGUACUCAGCCCCUUCCGCCCCCGGAGCGAAAGACUACGUACGGCACCAGCAAUGACCGCGGCUUCCACUCCCUUCGCGACAACCUCCCCCAGAAGCUCCCUGAGAGGCCGCCUUUCACUGCCCACCUCGGCAACCUGUCCUAUGAGGCCACUAGCGAUGCCAUCACCGAGUUUUUCAAGGACUGCAAGGUCGUGAGCGUCCGCAUCAUUACGGAUCAUGAGCACAACCGCCCCAAGGGCUUCGCCUAUGCUGAGUUUGCCGAUGUCGAGGGUCUCAAGACCGCUCUUACCCGUGAUGGCAUGGUACUUGAGGGCCGCCCCAUCCGGGUUAAAGUCGCCGAUCCUCCGAGGGGCGGUUUCUCUAACAGGACUGAGGUUGCCCGUGAGCUUGACUGGAGCCAGCGCCGUGGCCCCCUGACUGAUCUCCCUCCCCCUCCUCCCCGUGGUGGCGAGCGCAGGCGCGACUUUUUCAACGACGAUGGGAAGGUUCGGGAUUUCAAUAACUGGGAGCGUCGCGGCCCUUUGUCGCCUGUCCCUCAGCCUGAACGCUCUCUGUCUCGUGAUGGUUCUCGCUCCCGGAAUAUGGACCGCAGGGCUUCCCCUGCCGCUUGGGGCCCUGGCGAUCGUCAUGAGGGUUCUCGUCCUCCGCGCCGCGAGUUUUCCGAUCGCCCUGAACGCCAGCCAACUGCUGCUGAGAGGGACACCAACUGGCGCCAGAGCAUGCGUCCCGAUCCCCCCAAGCAGUCUUCUGGCGAGUCUACUCAGGCUCCCAACUCACCUGCUCCUUCGGCCUCUCAGCCCGCUACCCGUCCGAAGUUGAACCUCGCUCCCCGUACUGUUUCGGCUGAGAACAAGGAUACCACGGCUCCUGCUCCUGCCGCCAGCUCCAAGCCCAACCCUUUCGGUGGGGCCCGCCCGAUUGAUACCGCCGCUCGCGAACGUGAAAUCGAGGAGAGGCGCGCGAGGGAAAAGAGGGAAGCUGAGGAGAGGGCCCGCCAGGAGAGGCUUGCCCGGGAAGCUGCUGCUAAGGAAGCUGCUGAGAAGGCUGCUGCUGAGGCUGCUGCUAAGGCCAAUGGCGCUCAGGAGGCUGCGACCACCGAGGCCAAGGAAUCGCCUAAGGAGAGUGAAGCUACCCCUUCCCCUGCGCCUGCCCCUGCGGAGCAUAAGAUUCCUAUCCGGUCGCGCGAACCCAGGGAUCCUCCUAAGUCGCGGGCGACGGAGGUUUCUAACUGGCGGCAGCCGGCUCCCGACCGUGCUCCGUCUCGUGGUGGCCACUCUGGUCCUGGUCCUCGUCGUGGCGGUCCCCGUGGCCCGCGCAACGAGGGCCGUGGUGGUCGCCCUAACGGUAAUGCUGCACCUCAAUCUCCUAGUGUUGAGCAGGCUCCCUCCACGCCCAUUGUUGACGAGGAGGGCUGGACUACUGUCCCGGGCAAAAGCCGCCGUGGGCAGAGCAACCGCCCGAUUGCUUCCUGA